AAAACACACAUCGCCGGAGAAACCCCGACAAAUGGCGGUGGAGGCGUCGCUGCAGCGAGAUACGGAGUCUCAAAUUCAAAACGCCAUCCGCUCUCGGCUCGCCCACUUCAAGAAACAAGCCAAUUCUAUGACAUUUGAGAGUGUGCUGAGGUUGUUAGAGAAUGACUUGGGGUUGAAGACUUUUGCAUUGGAUGUGCAUAAGGGCUUCAUCAAGCAGCAAUUACUUGAUAUCUUGAGGCAAGAUAUAGAGUUCCAAAUUAUAAAUGUCGUGCGCUCUCAGGCCACCCGUUUCUAUGAACAGGCCAAUUCUUUGACAUUUGAGAGUGCUAGGAGAUUGUUAGAGAAGGAUUUGGGGUUGGAGACUUUUGCAUUAGACAUACAUAAGAGGUUCAUCAAGCAACAAUUACUAAAGUGCUUAGAAGGUUCCUCCAAGAAUUCUGGUGAAAUAGUGGAAACGAAUGCAAGUACAACUGCAGAAGCAGCAGAAUCACAGGACGAAUGUCAAUCAAAGAAAGAAGUGAUGGAAUCUUGCUCUGAAGACAAAGAGAAAAUUAAAGACUCUUGUGAAGAAAUUAAAGAUGUUUCUGAGAACGAAAUAAAGGAAGUUAUCAGAAAAAGAGCCUCUUAUAUGGUAGCUAAUUUAGAUAAAGUUACAGUGGCUGGUGUUUUUCGGCUUUUGGAGGAAGAUAUGAAUCUUGAUAAAUAUACUCUUGACACAUAUAAGAAGUUCAUUUCCAAACAGUUAGCUGAGGUGUUAAAAUCUCAUGAAGUUUCUGAUCCUGCAAGUGAGGUGAAGAAGAAACUUAAGAAAGAUUUUCAGAGCACAGCAUCUAGAAAUUCCUGCAUCAAAGAGAGUACCAAUUCAUCGGAAAGUGAGAACGGUAAGGAAGAUGAGGACAGGAAGGAAGAGGAGGAAGAAGAAGAGAGAUUUGAAAGUGAAGUUGUUCCAAAAGGUAUGUAUAAGAACUCUGUAAGGCUUAAAAAACGGGAAAGACCUCAAAAGGAGACCAAGGCUCCAAGUAAGAAGAGAAUUAAGGCUGCUGAAAAAGUUUCAGAAUAUGGUAGUGAUGCAGAAGAAGAAAUCGGGGUUGUUUCUGAAGGUGGUCGGUUUCAGUCAUCUGCUGCAAAAGCAGUGAAGGACUUUGUUGAUUCUGGUUUCACGAUGCGGUCCUUGCAUGAGAAUGGUAGUCACAGUAAUUGUCUGUGGCAGAUUGAUGAGCUGAGGAAGGAGUGUGAGCGCCUGAGAUUAGAGAAUCAGAACCUCGCUAGUGAGAAUAGGCAAGUGAUGGAAGAGCGGCAUGAUAUUUCCACCUUCAUGAAGCUGAAGAACGAGGAACUGACCAGAGCUAUGGAGUUGGUGGAGAAGGCAAAGAGGGAGGCUGAGAAAGCCAAAGAAGAGGCAGCUAAAGAGCGGCAUGAGAUGUCCACCUUCAUAAACCUGAAAAAGAAGAAUGAGGAAAUGGCCAGGGCUAAGGAGCUUGCCGAGAAUGCAAAGGAGGAGGCUGAGAAAGCCAAGGAAGAGGUGGAGAGAGAGCGGCAUGAGAUGUCUGCCUUCAUGAAGUUGGAGAAUGAGGAACUGACCAGGGUUAAGGAGUUCGUAGAAAAAGCAAAGAGGGAGGCUGAGAAAGCCAAGGAAGCCCAGAAUGUGGCGGAGAAGAGUGCCACUCGCUUUAAGUCCAAGUUGGAUGACAUGCAGCAGCAUGUAGCUGAUCUCCAAAGACAGCUGGAUGAGGCACGAGCAUCAGCUUCUCGGGCAAUAGAUGAGUUCAGGGCCUCUAAGGCCUGCCAGGAACUCCUAGUGGAUCUCGCUGGUCCUUACAUGGAUGGUGGGUUCGAUAAUUUCCGAAUGCAAGCCAUCCGUGACUUCCCCAAGCUGAAACAGAUAUUUGAAGCGUACGAGCUUGAUAUUGACAUGGUAAUUGCAAGCCUGACAACAAGUGGUGGGUAGAGCAUCAGACUUUAGUUGCUGUUAGCCUGUUAGGGUACUGGUUGUGUACAGGACACAUGUAUUAGGAGAGACUAACCAGGAUACUCGAGGUAGGUUGAGCCUGGAAGAUGCAAGCCUUCUUCUGUUGAGGCCAUCCAUCAUCUAUCAACGUUGAUGCUCAAUUAUAUAUUGUUGUAAGGAUUUAUCUAAAAGACUAGUCUUUCUUUGUUCGUGGAUUCUGUAUGACUUUUGUUUCAUAGAUAAAAAUUUACUUUUUGU
Molecule: messenger RNA, 2206 nt
Organism: Rubroshorea leprosula
Lineage: Eukaryota; Viridiplantae; Streptophyta; Magnoliopsida; Malvales; Dipterocarpaceae
Source: the annotation of a GenBank genome assembly